GUUGUUUACUUUUUUACUUUGCGUGCAGCGGAAAACCGGGCCGAAUUGAACUGCUCGAAUUUUUUUUAUUAUUUUUUUUUGCCACCCUUGCCGCCGUAUUUUGCCGCAAAUUGGUGUAAAUAGAAGAGAGGAAGCGAUUGUAAUGAAAGCGCGCGGUUUUUUCAGUGUGUGAAAAUGUAUCGAAAAUGAAAGAAGUGAAGAAGGCGCAAAGAGAGCUGCUAAAGAAGUGCGUGCCGAAAAAAGAGAGCGGCGAAAAGUGCCAAAAAUAAAACGACAAAAUAGAAACCGAAAGAAAAAUAAAUUAAAACAGGCUCCGGAGAAAGGCGAUCGAAAGGAGAAGAACGAACGAAGAGUGAGAGAGGCGAAAGCAACAGCAACAAGUGGGCGAAGAUGUGCAAAUGACAAAUUGGUCAAAACUCCGACUCCUGUUUCCCUCGCUCUCUCGCUCUCUCUCACGCACUCCCUCGCGCUCACGCACACUCGCACGCACAUCCCCGUCAUUGGCCAUCUCGCUCGCACGCGUUGAAAACGAGAACGGGAACAGGAACAGGAAUUGGGAACAGCCGACGGUCAAGUUCAAGUGGGAACGGAAACGGAAGGCGCACGGAAAACAUGCGGAGACCCUUUACAGCUUUGAAUCGCAAUCACUACUUCGUCAUCGGCCUGCUCCUGGGCCUCCUGCUCAGCUGGCACAUUCCGCAGGACAUCUGGGAGGAGGAGUGUCCCGAGGAGGCCGCCGAGAAUCUGCUGAUCGAGCGAUUCGGCCAGGAGUUCGAGCCCCACUUGAAUCUGAUCAACAAGCCGCUGGCGGCCAAGAAGCCGGUGAAAAAUGUGAUUCGACCGCGUUACUACUCCUCAGAGCUGGGCAUCCGGGAGAAGCUCUUCAUCGGGGUGAUGACCUCGCAGGAGCACAUCAACAGCUAUGCGACUGCCUUCAACCGCACCACCGCCCAUCUGGUGAACAAGAUCAAGUUCUUCAUUUACGCGGACAGUGUGAAGACCAACUACAAGCUGAAGAACAUCGUGGGAUUCACGGACACGCGGGAGAGCCGCCGGCCGUUCCACGUGGUCAAGUAUAUUGCGGACAACUAUCUGGAUGAGUACGACUACUUUCUGCUGGUGCCCGACACCGUCUACGUGGAUGCGCGCAAGCUGGUGAAGCUGCUCUACCACAUGAGCAUCACCUUUGACCUGUACAUGGGUGGCGCCCGCAUCGGCCUGGAUCCUGCCGGUGGCGGUGCCUCCGCCGAUGGCCAGUCGAACGAGGAGGAGGCACCCGGGGCCAGUGACCGCAACUACUGCUCCUUGGAGGCGGGCAUCCUGCUCAGCAGCAGCGUCAUCCGCAAGAUGCGCAACAACCUGGAGCGCUGCGUCCGCAUCGGGAGCACCAAUGACCACAGUGUCAACAUCGGGCGGUGCGUCAAGUACGCCAGUCGGGUGGCCGGUUGCCAGGAGAGCUUUCAGGGCAUGCGGCAAUUUAGCUACGCCUUGGAUGCGCCGGACCGUCGUCAUCGCGAAUUCAGCGAAUUGGCCAAGGAGGAGGCCUUUCGCAAUGCCAGCACCGUGUAUCCCGUCCAGACGCCGGAGGACUUCUACCGACUGCAUGCCUACUACUCCAAGCACCACCUGGAGAAGGUGCAGGAGCGGGGCUAUGCUUUGGAGCAGAAGUCGUACCGGAUUGCCAAUGGGAGUAUAUCGAACAAGAUUCUCGAGAUCCGGUGGCCACUGGGCGUGCCGCCACCGAGUGCGCCGGAGACGCGCCACGACAUCCUCACGUGGCAGCUGCUCAACGGGACGCACAGCUUCCUGCCCAACGGCAAUGCGGAGCAUGCGGUGGCGACGCUGUCGCGAAUCGAGGCGCUGGACUUUGCCAAGGUCCUGGAGAUAGCACUACAGUAUGCCGCACUCAAGCAUCCGCGCCUGAGUUACCACAGCCUGCACAGUGCCUAUCGGAAGUUCGAUGCCACACGCGGCAUGGACUACCAGCUGCAUCUAAAUCUGCAGGAGGGAUCGGGUCGCAGUCGCCGGCUCGUGGUCAAGAGCUUUGAGGUGGUGAAGCCACUGGGUCGCGUGGAGGUGGUUCCCUCGCCCUACGUCACCGAGAGCACGAGAAUUGCCAUGUUGGUGCCCGCCUUUGAGCACCAGGUGCCGGAUGCUCUCCUGUUUGUGGAACAGUACGAAAGGAUUUGCAUGCAAAACCAGGACAACACCUUCCUGCUGCUGAUCUUCAUGUACCGACUGAACUCGCCCAGCAAGGGCGACGAGGAUCCCUUCAAAGCACUGAAGACACUGGCCCUUGACUUGUCAUCUAAGUACAAGACCGAUGGCUCCCGGAUCGCCUGGGUGUCCAUCCGGCUGCCGGAGCAGCUGAGCGAGCCGGUGGAUCCGCAGAGCUGGCUGCUGCACGCCUCCAUGUACGGACCACGCCAGCUGCUCAGUCUGGUGGUUGCCGAUCUGGCACUGCCCAAGCUGGGCCUCGAAUCCCUCGUGCUGCUGGCCACACCAGGCAUGGUCUUCAAGGCGGACUUUCUGAAUCGCGUGCGCAUGAACACGAUACAGGGCUUCCAGGUGUACGCACCAAUUGGCUUCCAGAUGUACCCAUGCCGCUGGGCGCAGUUCUGCCGUGAGUGCGACACCUGCGACGUGAGCCAGAGCAGUGGCUACUUCGAUCGCCACAACCACGACGUGAUCGCUUUCUACAGCCGGGACUAUGUCCAGGCUCGCAAACUGUUACAUCCGCAGGGACUGCCGAUCAUACGCAACGACCUGGACAUCGACCAGCUGCUGCUGCAGCCUGCAGAGGAGACGCGACCACCGGGCGUGGAAAGCAUCCUCGAUAUGUUCGUGGCGGCACAGCACUCGGUGCAUAUACUGCGCGGAGUGGAGCCGAAUUUGCGCUUCGGCCAGGAUGUGCGAAACCACCUGGCUCGCGGAGGAACGCUGCCGCAUAGCGUGCCGGAACGCUGCGGUCGGGAGCAGUGCAUCCACCUGGCGUCGCGCAAGCAGAUCGGCGACGCCAUAAUACGCUACGAGGACAAAAGUAUUCUACACAAAUAGUUGGGAUCCGAUGGCUCCUUUCCAGCUCCAGCUCCAGCUCCUGCCUGUAAUAUCAUCAGUUCCUUUUUAAGAUAUUCCCAUUGUGUACAUGACCGUGUGAUUGAUUGAGCAGAAUGAAUGAAUGUGAUCUCUGUGUGUGUGUGUGUGCAUGAUAACUCUUAUACUCGCACCCAAGGCUUAAAUUAAAUCCUAUUCAGAGUGAAGUGAUGGUGGGACUGGGACCCAAGUAUAAGACCAGCAGCGGACCUAUCUCAAUCCGAACUUAGUGUUUAGGCCUGGGCGAUUCCCGUUGUUGCUUGCUUUAAAGUGAAACUUUCAAUGCUCAAAAAUGGUAGACAGCAAUUAGUUAGUUGGUUAGUUAGUAAUUAACGUAGCGUAGUUUUAGCUGCCAAAACUCGUAGGACAAAUGUGGGACACUUGUUCGAGCCAUUCAACAGACAUUCGAUUUUCGCAUGUAAAUACUUAGCAUACGCCACGAUAUCUCUAUUAACGAUUCCUAGUAAGUUACGCAGGCACCAUUGCACCAUUGACUCCUCUUUAAACGACUAGUUAAGCUAAGUGUUAUACUACUACACUAAUCUAAGUGAAACGAACGAUGUGGCUGUACGACAAAUAACCAGAUGCCGCCUUGCCUCAAAGUGUUACAAUCCCUCUCAAAGACGGUGUGCCAAAAAAAAAAAAAUAGGAAUUGCUGUUGAAAAACUGGUCUAAAUCGGGGAGUGCUUACUUUGACUAUGUUCCUCUUUAAAAGUUAAAGCUUAAAUCUUAGUAUCGGCUGGGUGAAAAUAUAAACCAUAAUUCUAUCGAAACUUUGCCCACGAAAUAACAAUCCAAAAGUAUUGCCAAUUGUCGGGGCUUUUGUGGCAACGAAGAAGCCCAUUGUAAAUAAAAAAUAUUAUAUUGUUAAGUGCUUGCCAGUUUCACUUAGCCGAUGUCCAUUGUUAGUGUAUCCAUGUUAUCCAUUUGACCAUUUGCCAGCACAUCAGUUUUAGCAUCGAAUAAGAAGUCUGCCAGUCAAAUUCUUAUCAUUACGAUAACGAGGGGAAAUCCGAUUAAUUUAUUACAAAAUUUAUUAGCUAUAUAUGUACUCGCAUGUACGCUCGUCAGGGUUUAUCCCUCUACCCAAACUUUUUAUACAUUUAGUCAUACUACUCUUUAGUUUACGUGUAGGAAUUGUUGUUAUUGCGGAAUAAAACAAAUUAUGAAUGUGCAUAUGUACAAUAAACAUCAAUGUUUUUUU
This is a messenger RNA of Drosophila mauritiana, 4297 nucleotides long. It is a transcript of the gene Chpf, whose product is annotated as chondroitin sulfate synthase 2. Gene Ontology annotation, molecular function: glucuronosyl-N-acetylgalactosaminyl-proteoglycan 4-beta-N-acetylgalactosaminyltransferase activity. The coding region runs from base 613 to 3057 and encodes 814 amino acids. The record is from RefSeq and is a predicted model, not a curated record. Gene Ontology annotation, cellular component: Golgi cisterna membrane. The transcript has 6 exons. NCBI's taxonomy places the organism in Eukaryota, Metazoa, Arthropoda, Insecta, Diptera, Drosophilidae.